AGAUAGAUUUGUGCGGUACCUAUAACUUACUUUACCCUUCCUUACAUAUACGAGUAUUAUAAUGCGGCUUUGAAGCGAAGCACAGCGGGGGGCGAUCGCGUUGCUGCUUUGUUCAAAAGGAACUUGCUAUAAACAUGCAGUCGGGUUCAUGUGGGAAUGAGACUCCGAAGAGGCAUGACGAGGGUGAUGAUAUGAUAAGCAACCUACCUGAACCUGUUAUUGGACACAUUCUUUCUUUUCUUUCUACUAAACAAGCAAUUGCUACAAGUGUUUUAUCAAAGAGGUGGAAAUAUAUUUGGACAUUGGUCACCAAACUAAGUUUUUAUGACAGGGAGUGCUCUUAUCAUCCUUGUAACUCUUCGAAUAAGUUUACAAAUUUGUUUUCCGACUUUGUAAGUAGUGCGCUGAUUCAUCUCAAUAGUCCAAUCAUCCAAGAAUUUGAUCUUGUUAUUCAUGAGAUAAGUGAUCCCUACUAUAUCAGUCAAUGGUUAUAUACUGUUUUACAAAGGAGAGUAAAGAAGAUUAAUGUCUAUUCAUUGAAACCUUGUAUCAUUUCCUCUUCCCCUCUUUUCGAAUGCCCGACCCUAGAGAAAUUGGUAUUAACAAUGACACGCUGUUGUUGUUCUAAUAUCAAAGUUCCCUCUUUUGUUUCUCUUCCAUCCCUCACUGUGCUGAAAUUGACUGGAAUCACAUUUACUUCUUACGCUAGUGCUAAUAAAUUGAAAGAGUUAACACUUCAUUUCCCACUUCUUAGAGAGUAUAAGACACAUGAUUGCACUUGGUCAGGUGUAAAAAGUAUCACUUUAGAAGCGCCCCUACUUGAAACGGUUGAAACACUCUACGGUGAUUGUGACUCAACUCCUGAAAUUGUUAAGUUUUGUGCAUCAUAUAUUACAAAUUUAUCUUUUCGCGGAGAUGUAUCAUCAUCACAAACCAUUUUGCUAGAUGAUGAUCAACACAUUACUUCUACUUCUAUUCUUCUAUUCAAUCAAAAUAACUAUAGCCUUGAAGAAGUAUGGAUUUUUCUUCACAGGCUUCUCAGCCUCUCCAUUAAUGCAAAAUAUCUAAAGCUUUAUUACUCUGCUCACCAGCAGCGUCUUGCACGAGUGGAACAUUAUCUAGAUGGUAUUCCUGCAUUUCGAAUGAUGGGUCAUCUGCAUCUAGGACCAGUUACUGGUGCUGUUCUGUUAGACUUUCUUUUAAAAUCACCAUGUCUGAAGACUCUGGUUUUACAGAUGGCGGAUGAUGAUGUAGAGUCGGAUAAUUAUGCAAUUGUACCUGACUGUUUUCUGUCGACUCUUAAAGUGGUAAAAUUUGCAAAAUAUUUCGACCGUGAGCACGAGUUAAGAUUUGCUAAAUUUGUGUUGGAGAAUGCUAAGGUGUUGGAGAAGGUUAGUUUCUCAUUUCAUAAACAACGCCCCUGGACUGAAGUGGAUGAAGCUAAAGAGAAGCUAAGGUUAAUUAUGAUUAGUUGUAGCACAGUGACUGUGGAAUUUUCUGCCUGGAAUUAGGUUUAAUGAGCUUUUUAAGUGUCCGUAAUACAAUGCAGAAUUGCAAAGUUGCUAAAAUGCAUGCAUUACUUUUGCAUCAAAUAGUUACAACACUAGCAUGACAAAUAAAACUCAACCAAAAAGUUAAAGUUUAUUGGAAUUUUUUGCUUCCUUUAACA
This is a messenger RNA of Cicer arietinum (chickpea), 1669 nucleotides long. Its product is annotated as FBD-associated F-box protein At4g10400-like. Gene Ontology annotation, molecular function: protein binding. The record is from RefSeq and is a predicted model, not a curated record. Lineage: Eukaryota; Viridiplantae; Streptophyta; Magnoliopsida; Fabales; Fabaceae.